Molecule: messenger RNA, 662 nt
Organism: Calliphora vicina (urban bluebottle blowfly)
Lineage: Eukaryota; Metazoa; Arthropoda; Insecta; Diptera; Calliphoridae
Exons: 3
Coding region: 62-643 (193 amino acids)
Source: RefSeq, a predicted model, not a curated record
UAAUUUAUGAGCAUAUUUUUUAUUAUUGUUUUUCCAGUAUAAUAAUUAAAAGAAGUAAAUUAUGAAUAAUUCAAAAAUAAAGAAAAUCCGCAUACCAGUUGAACUUCAGCAACUAAACAAAUCGCAUCAGGAACAUGGCAUAACCUGCACAACUUUGCCGGGUAAUUCUGAUGAUUAUACUUCUCUAGAAGCCUAUAUACCCGGCCCUAAAGGUUCACCUUACGAAGAUGGAACAUUUAAACUUGCUAUAAAUUUCGGUGAACAAUAUCCAUUUCGACCGCCAACCUUUAAAUUUGUUACUCCUGUUUAUCAUCCUAACAUAGACAAUUCGGGCAAAAUUUGUUUGGAUCUUUUACGUAUGCCUCCCACUGGUUCAUAUAAUCCAGCUAUAACUUUGGAGUCCAUAUUGUUAUCGAUACAACUUUUAUUGGCCAAUCCGAAUCCUGAUGAUCCCCUACAAGGCGAUGCUGCUGAUUUAUUUAAAUCCAAUAAAGAGCUAUUUAACCAGAAAGCAAAAGAGCUCGUUAGAAAACAUUGUCAGCAGGAAGUGAGUGAAGUGGUUGAUAAUAAUGAUGUUAAGGAAAACGAUGUACCUUCAAAGAAUGAAAUGAAAAAGAAAAAGCUAAAUCUCAGUUGUAAAUAAAGAAUUGAAUAAUAUUAAA